GGGAACAACACAGAGGGAUCCCAUGUCACCAUUAGAUUAAGGAAUAAAUUGCAUGGAUAUACAGAUUUACAAAACAAAAACAUCGACAGAGAAAAAAAGGGAGGGAAAAAACGAACGGAAGAAAUAACUGAGGCAGCUUAAGGAAUAACAUUUCUAGUCGUGCCCGGCAAGCUGCUUAUUCGGCAUUAAUAAUUUCAAACAGACCUCUCAGUCUGCAACUAAAGACCUGGUUCUGGUCUUUUUAACCCUGGACAACGGGAACAGGUGAAGAUACGGAAGAAAGGAUGCUAAAACUGAGAAGAAAGGGAUAGACUGUUAAUGGAGUGAGUGCAUGAAGAUUAAACAAAUAGAGAGAGAGAGAGAGGUGUUUCCCCGCUGCACGUUUCGCUUGGAUGAAUAGACUGUUUCGUUAAGGGAAUAAAAGUAAUUGGUUAACACGAGCUUUGUUAAAUAAUAGAAAUGCUUAUGUACCAGGGAAAUCAUUUUUGAUAGUAGACUUGUAGCACCUAUGUAUAUAACGAGAAUAAUUUAUUUGAGGCACAAGGAUAGCAAAGGUGCAACUUAGGUGAUGUAUUAUAAAUAGGCUGUAUUUUUUUUGGUAAGCUAGUCUUUGUAUCACUGACUACGCACUAUAGCACAGUUGCGUGAUUUUGAACUGGCCGGUGUUGUAGCAAGAAUAUAUUGCAUUAUUCAUAACUGUAGCCAUUUUAUAGAGAACAAAAUCUUAGGUUUCUGCACAGUCAUUCGGACCCACGCCAAGAGGAUCCCUCCGUUCAGUCAGAAAACGUAGUAAAUUCCACGUAGCAUUUUUGUGCAGUUUGUGUGUUCAUGUGUGUGUGUUCAGUAACACGCACACUGCACGCACGCGAACAGAGCCAGACCCAAAGCGAGCUCCUCCUCCCCCCCUCCCCGCUCGGUUCUCUCUCCUCCUCUCCCUCCCCCUGCUCCUCUAUGCUCAGUUCGGUGUGUGUCUCCUCUUUCAAAGGGCGCAAGGGUGGGAACAAGUCGUCCAACAAAGCAUGUUACAGCGCAGACAUGACUUGUCCGUCAGACAGCGAGAAAAUAGUGAUAAACUGCGGGGGGAUUCGGCACGAGACGUACCGCAGCACGCUGAAGACGCUGCCUGGGACCCGCUUGUCCUGGCUCACGGAGCCAGACGCGUUCAGUAACUUUGACUAUGACCCCAAAUCCGACGAGUUUUUCUUUGACCGUCACCCCAACACCUUUGCUUUCAUUCUCAACUAUUACCGCACAGGGAAGUUGCACUGUCCCAACGAUGUCUGCGGUCCUCUCUUCGAGGAGGAGCUCGCGUUCUGGGGUAUCGACGAGACGGACGUGGAGGCUUGCUGCUGGAUGAACUACCGACAGCAUCGGGACGCCGAGGAAGCGCUGGACAGCUUCGAGACGCCCGAGCCCGACCCGCCAGAGGACGACCCGGCGCUCACGGGAGGUGCGGACGGGGACUUGAAGAGGUUGUGUCUACAGGAGGAUGGUCGCAACCCCAGCUGGUGGAGUACCUGGCAACCCCGCAUCUGGGCGCUGUUUGAGGACCCCUACUCCUCCAAAUACGCCAGGUAUGUGGCGUUCGGCUCGCUCCUGUUCAUCCUCAUCUCCAUCUCAACAUUUUGCUUGGAGACACACGAGGCCUUCAACACCAUCUACAAUAAGACAGAGAACGUGACGGUGGGGAACGUCACGCGGGAGGAGAUUAUGUAUGAGGUAGUGACUGACAGCUGGCUGACCUACGUGGAGGGCGUAUGCGUCAUCUGGUUCACCAUCGAGGUGUUUGCCCGUGUCAUCUUCUGCCCGGACAAGGCCGAGUUCUUCAAGAGCACGCUGAACAUCAUCGACUUUGUAGCCAUCCUGCCCUUUUACCUGGAGGUGGCGCUGAGCGGCCUCUCCUCGAAAGCGGCCAAAGACGUGCUGGGCUUUUUGCGCGUGGUGCGAUUCGUCCGAAUCCUGCGAAUCUUCAAGCUUACGCGCCAUUUCGUGGGGCUGAGGGUGCUGGGUCACACGCUGCGUGCCAGCACCAAUGAAUUCUUGCUCCUCAUCAUUUUCCUCGCUCUCGGGGUGCUCAUCUUCGCCACCAUGAUCUACUACGCCGAGCGCAUCGGCGCCGACCCGGACGACCCCACGGCAAGCGCCCACACGACCUUCAAAAACAUCCCCAUCGGCUUCUGGUGGGCUGUGGUCACCAUGACCACGCUGGGCUAUGGUGACAUGUAUCCAGAGACAUGGUCUGGUAUGUUAGUGGGCGCCCUGUGCGCCCUGGCGGGCGUGCUGACCAUCGCCAUGCCUGUGCCCGUCAUUGUAAACAACUUCGGCAUGUACUACUCUCUGGCCAUGGCCAAGCAGAAGCUGCCCAAGAAGAAGAACAAGCACAUCCCGCGGGCUCCGCAGCCUGGAUCGCCCAACUACUGCAAGCCAGACGCCCUGGCCAUGGCCACUGCCUCGCCGCACAGGAUCAUGGGUAAUGUGCUGGGCAGUAUGGUGGUCUCUGGAAGCAUGGCAGGAGACUGUCCUCUUGCACAGGAGGAAAUCAUAGAGAUUAACAGAGCAGACUCAAAGCAGAAUGGAGAUGCUGCAAAUGCAGCUCUGGCUAAUGAGGACUGUCCCACCAUAGAUCAGGUGCUGGGGCCAGAUGACAGGAGUCCGGCCACCGGUGGGUUGGGGACAUGCACGGGGCGUGAACGUUACCCCCACGAUAGGGCCUGCUUCCUUCUCAGUACCGGAGAGUUCCGCACCACAGACAGCAAUGUCAGGAAAGGUUGUGUCGUGUCAUGCGUUUCUGCCGGCUACGAGAAGUCCCGCAGCCUCAAUAACAUCUCGGGGAUGACAGGGGCUCCCCUGCGCCUGACCCCCAUCACCCCCAUCAACAACCCACCCUACGAACCCUACGAAUCCCCCGGCCCCCUACGCCGCUGCCGAUCCCCCAUACCCUCCAUCCUGUAGCACAUCUUAGCAAAAUAAGUGGAAAAAGACACAGGCACCAUCAUACCGCAAUAGUAUUAAUAAUCACAAUAACGAUGCUAAGUACUCACUCCAUUGACCGGACAGGGUGGGGGUACACAGCACUCUUUUUAAUAUCUCAUGCCUCAAAGGGAACGGGAUGAAUUUGUUUAGGGAUUUAGAGCUUUAAGUACUAAAAUGACUUCAUUGCAUAUACUUCAGGCAAUAUUUCAGACAGGCAACUAAAAACAAUUAUAUGCUGUAACGUCAGCAAAUUAUGCCUUAUUAACGAAGAUAAAUAAGUAAAAAAAAAAAAAGAAGCACUGAAUAUUCUUAGGAUAAAACUCCUCACUGGACAGCGACAAGCACCCUGUAGGAAAUCCACCCCUGUAGUCGAAUGACAGUAGCCGGCUUUUCCUCAUGAUCCCGCCUGAUUGCUGGUUGUAUAAAAAACGAGACUGUGAUCCAGCAGGCUUAUUCAUCGAGUACUAGUCGCUGAGAUCAGCUUUGAUACACCAUAAUAGGCCUUGAAAAUCCACUUCAUAUCAAAGCUUGGAAUGAUAAAGGUCAUAGGUCACAGACGAACAUGCAAGUAGUUUAAGUGCAUGCUAGAAAAGACGUCAGUUAGGCAAGUAGACUAUAACUAAACUCCCAAUCCCCUUUAACUGCUAUGAGGAUAUGAAAAUAAAGCACCGUUUGCUGGACUGAUUAGAAUGAACAGAUAAUUUAGGCUAAUUUGACUGUGAUGAAGGAGUUUGAUGGUGAUUCAGGCCACAGAAUGUAAUAAGUAUUACGAUUAUGAGAAACACAAGGACACUUAGGCAUAAUUUAAUCACACACUGACUAUUUCCUACAGCAACAUUUAUUGUCACAAGCGUUAUUAUAAUUGCGCUCUUUAUUUAGAACAAAGUAAAUGCUUAAACCAUUCUUGUGCAAUAUUAUGACCUCUGACCCUGAGAAGCUGGAGAUGAAUCCUGCGAACUUCACUACGUGUGACUAUUAACUUUAACAACUAACAGAGAGACCGGGAACUGAUCGUUAUUUAAAAAAAGAAGCUAUUUUUGUACGGACGUUGCGAUUCGGAUCCGGGUUUGGAGCGCGGGCGGCUUUGAGUUGACAUUUUGGGAGGAUGGGAUAUCGUUCUGUUGCAUGGAGAUCUACAAUUACAUUUGUUUUUUGUAUUUUGACUCUGCGGACUGAACACCGAGUACCACGGAAUGAAAAAGAGCAUUGGUGUGGACAAAUGGCGAGAUAAAAAAAAAAAUAAAUGAGGAGGAGCCAUUUCUAUUAAGGGCCUAUAACCUUCUGCACUUCUUCGGGACCCUUUUCGAUUUGUAUACUAGUGCAUGAAGGAACUAACUGUCUUUAAAAUAUAUCCUUUCCUUACUAUGGUAUUUCCUCAUUAAUAUGAAGACAUAUCAAGCUGAACUGCACUCCUCACUGCAUAUCCGCAUAUCCUGGGGCUGUGGUGAACCAGACAGUGGCCUCAAAGUUUCCCUACUUUACUAAGGGCAAGAAUUAGCUGGACCUUUUCGUCAUCAUCACCAUCAUCAUCAUCCUCAUUGGCAUUAUCUUCCCUCAUCAUAUGAUCAUUUUCUGAUUACUGUUAUUCCUCUAAUUUGAAUGCAGUAGAAAAUCAGUUCAGUUUGUUUUCUCUUUGGUCCCUUUCUUUUCUUUCUCUGUUCUUUUUUUGAUUUAUUUAUUUUUUUACCUGCUCUGUCUCUUGGAUGCUGACCUUCGUUCCAAUAUAAAGGAGGGAACAUUGAAUGGAUGCUGGAUUGACAGCGGUCAGUAAGAGAAGAAAAAGAAAAGAUGACAAAAUGAACUGAGCCAUAUGUUUCACUGUGGGGGGGAAUUUGUGUCGAUCUGCUGCAUAUUCGAGUGCACAGAUGCAAUACACACCUCUGGUGAAGAUAUCUCUGCGAUGGCAGCUCACAAAGCUUCUUGUUGUCUAUUUCUCCAUGUGAAACAACAGACAACCUGGGGUACAAAUGACAAAACUUAGCGUGAUUUUACUGUCAUGCAACUGAAAUAUUUUACAUACCCAUGUUGAAUCAUUUAUUAAUUACUCAUCUGUAAUCAUUCUUCUGAAUUAAGCUAUAUAUAUUUUAUUUAUUUGCAUUUAGGUUUUGAUUUCCACACGUUUUUGCUAUUGCCAUUUUACUCGUUACACUCCUCUUUCCCUCCUCUCUUCUUUCCUGUUUAAAGUAGUUCACUGCUAGAGUGAAGAAAGUCACAGAGGUUGUUGAUUACAUGGAGUAUCUGCAUGGCAGCAGCGAACUAAUGUGUGGCACUGCUUUAAUGAGUAAAAAACAAUCAUCAGUCAUCUGCAUGUGCGCUGCACUGCUUUAUGUACGUGCUUCAUAUACAUUGAAAGCCUCAGGAGAGUGAGUGAGGCCCAUCUGGUGGAUGUACUGUAUGCUAUGCCACGUGUGCUUUGUAUAACUGGAGUGCUCAGUGUUUUAGGGAGAUUUUCAGAUCAGUGUUAUUUUUAUUUUUUAUUUUUUUACUUUGAACCAUCAGGUUAUUUAGCCAUUCAAAAACGAAACGCAGUAAGUGCACAAUUUUGUUGAACCAGACACACAACAUAUCAUCGUUUAAGAGCAUAACUUAAUUUUUAAAAAAUAUGCAUUGACUGUGUUUUGUCUUCGCAUGGCGGUGAGGCAAAUUACCUAACGUAGAUUUUUAAUUCUUUUAAAAGGUGUGUAUUAAAAUUGUAUGCAACAAGUGCGAGUGUGCAUUAUUUAUAGUCUUAAAUUCAGACAAAUGACCUUGUGUGUUUAGAGGGAGAGAAAGAGGAAGACUAAAAUGCCUGUGUGAUUCAGGUCCAGCCAAAAACACCGUUUUAUUUCUCGCCUUGUGUCUCCUCCAUGUGCUUCUCCUCCUAUUCAUCUCUCUUUUUAUUUCAGUGUUUUAAUGCUCUUUAUGAGGGUGUAUAGUUCAGGUCUUAAUGAUAUGUACAGUUUUGAAGGUUGACUUUGUAAUUUCCACAUGCAUGGAUUUCUAUUGCGAGCAAUAAGGAAAUUAUAAGUCUAUAAUGUGUUUUGAUAAGAAAAUGUAUUUUAACAUGUUUGUUGAUGAGUGUGUACAUAUGGAUGUGUGUAUUCAUAUGCACAUGCAUAUUAAUGAUUUGCAUGAAACAAAUGUACAAACUUUUUAUUUAUUUUUUUUUCCAUUGAUGUUUUGUUAUCAAAUCUGUGGGGCGGGGCUUACUUUUGCAUGUUAAGAUGCUAUUGGGUGGCAGAGACCAUUACAACUGUUGUAUUGAAUGUGGGGUUUUGAAUGUGCUUUUAACGAUGUACCUAAGUUUUCUUUUCUUUGUUAGACAUCCAAAGCAUUGCAGAUUGUCAUUUUAUGAUUUAUUCUUUUUCAUCUUUUCACAGAGAACUAUUCUGAAAGCCCAGUGCUUAUCAGAUAUAUGCAAAAAGAAGCAGUAACUGUGAACUAAGACUAGAACAGAAAAUCCACUUCUUCCUUCACAAAUACAUUCCCAAACGAACACCUGAGCCCCCGAACCAGCUUCAGCUCCCGCACAAGUCCAUUUUAGUUUGUAUUCUCAUCUCACGGCAUCAUAAAUCUCAUUCAGUCAUCUUAGUUUUGCAUUAUUAACGAGCAGAUUACUAGUUCCCUUUUCCCCCUCGCUCCCGUGUUAACCUCAGCUCUAGCCCCCACUGCUGGUUAAACGGGGGACGAACUGACGUAGCGUUCGCUGUUGUAGAUCAUAAGCACUCCUUGGUCACUUUAGAGGCUAAGAAUAUGGAUUUCAGCCCUUUGUGUUUACCUGUUAUAUUUAAGAUUAACGAAAAGAUUCUUUAGGCAUUUAUUUGAAGCAGAAGGAUUGAUUUCCUGUUCUCUCUUGUGCGUCACUUGUGCAACACCGGUCAGAGCAGAAAGGAAGAAGCUAAAGCUAAGAAGUCUGCUCACUGCAGCAAUGCAUGUUUCCACACAUUCAAGGUAGCUUGUGCAUUUUGUGGUUUCCCUGUGUGUAGUCUAUCCGUUAAGGCGUAGUCAGGGUGAACAGAGUGGAUGGGAUGGCUCCACUUUAUCCCUUUAUCUCAGUUCUAAAGUUGUGACGUGAACGAGACAAGCGUGCAACUAGUUAGCGUAGUUAGAGAAUGCCCUGAUAAGCAUAGGCUGCAUGCGAUCACGGAGGACGGUGUAAAUAAUUCUCCUGUACACAAACUGCAUGUGGAGUUAACAGCACAGAAGCGAUCGUUUGAUUCAAAUGUGGCAUUUGAAACGGGGAGAGCAGGUCGAGUUUAAACGAUUUUACCGCCAUUUUCCAGUAUCCUCUCUGUUUCUGACUUACGCUCCCCUGUCACUACUCAGGUAAAUCUCUUUUUGUUCGUCAAUACCAGUGCUUCCAAAAUGAUGUCAUUCGAAACAGAGAGGCAGAUGAGAACACCCUGUGUACGCAUGCGUUUGUGUAAAUACGAAAUUACGUCUUUUUUUGUUUGUUUUUUGAUUCAGGCGCUCAUUUCAAGUCUUCCUUUUCCACAGUGUCCUUCUCAUCCGUCAUUUCCAUCAUUUCAUUCCCAACUCUUACUGCUUCCAAAUAACAACCAAAAAGCCCGGAUGACAUUAUGAGAAACUGAGGAAAAAUAAUGAGUGAUUUGUUUUAAAAAACGAACUUUUCGAACACGGUCUGCCAUAAGUGGAUUACAAAAAACAAACCUGUAUGUGGAAUCAGGACGCAACCAAAAUCAGGAGAUGAAAGCAUGAGGGUCAGAUGAACAGAUUGUGUGUUUGGGGAACAGAGUUUUGGGAGGAUUGUCAACAAAUGAAGAAAGGUCGUCGUGAAAUGGAGGACAGUUUGGGGAAGAAAGAAAAAAAGCAAAGAGAGGAGGAAGGGAGCUGAACGCUUCUCAGUGUAAGAAUUGCUGAGCUUCUGAACUGCCCCUUUUCUAAAGCUCCCCAACCGCAAAACCUGUCCAGAGGCAACCCCCAGGGUCACCGCAGGAUUAGAGACGGCGAAAGAGAGAAAGCGAGAGAUGAAAGGAGUGCUUCGCUAAACCGACUUGAAGAAAACAUAACGCUCUCCAUCUCUCCAUCACUAAUUUUAACCCCCAACGUAGGUGCAAUAAACUGGGAGGAUGUGGAACACAUUCUUCCUGCAGGGAUCGCUGGCCUUGGAAAACGGGUGGGAAUCAGCAUACAAACUGUAGUAUGUCCUGACUCGACCUGGUGGAAAUGGAUGCAAUUUUAAAAUGACCGGAACUACUUUUGUGGGGCGUUCCACCAUGCACCUGAACGUGGACAAAAAAACCUCAAACCAGUCUCAAGACACACGUAACGUGUGGAAAAACACUCUUCAUGCCCUUCAACGCUAUGCAAUUCAACAAGUUCAUCAGACGCUUCAAUUGAACAGUUUAUCACCCAAACCUGUAUCUUUUGGAAAUCUUGCACGUGCUUUCAAUGAAAAUAGACAGCGGCGUCAUCGGCCUGCCAUGUUCCUAUAACGUACUGUUUCCCCAUUCAUCCAAUUGGAAAUCUUGUUCAGAGUGUCCUUCUCAGGGCUCACGGAAAGGUGACUUUGUCCGCAAUGAAGAAAAGAGUGUUAGCCUCUCUCUUUUCUCUCUCUCUCUCUCUUAGUUCAGCUCUCUGCAUCUCAGCAUUUCUGUUCCACUGUAGAUGAACUGCAUGGCAUGAAUGAAUAAAAAAAAACCUAAAACAAAAAAACAAAACAGAGAAAGAUGGUAGAGAUCAUGCUGAGAGGAACAAGAGGAUGGGACCGCUCUGUUUGCACAGUACAAUAUGGGUGACUCUGGAUCAGCGGAUGGGGUCACUUCUUCACCUUCGCGUGGGGAACGGAAAAUACAACACAAGUGCAUGAUACCUGUUGAAGGACAGAGGGGUUUUUAAGUGGACUGGGUGAACUUUGAACAAACGCUGAAAAAAAAAAGAGAAAAUUAAAAAAUGCAUUUUUCUCACUUUGUUUACCAGCAUGACUAAACUGCAUGACUUCUGCAAGCCCUGAACCCCAAAUUAGAGGGCUUGAAAUCACUAAACGCCGAAAUCAAAUGGAAACAAUAAAAGUUUAUGCUAAAUGCUACGAAAUUUAGAAAAAAAAAAGAAUAUAUUUAAAAAAAAGAGAGGCUCUAUAUUUUGUUUUGUUUUUUUGAAUACAAAAAAAAAGAAUAAUGUAAAAAUAUAUAGGAUUGCAAGAUUCAGUUUUGUUGGAUAAAAGAUUAACAAACCCCACUGAGUCUAGCUGAAUGACAAGAACUACUCCUGCUCCCUCAAUGGCUUCAAGUGACAUUUCUUCCCUUCUCUUUGUCCGCCGUUUCACCCUUUACUUGAACUUUCCUGGCUCUCUGCUCUGCCCUUCACGAUCUCCCUCAGUCAUGGCAGCCUCCAGCAGUGGCACGACAGCUCCUCUGGAGACCUCCGACACCUACAGGGCUCUUUACUUUUGACGGGUUUGGGUCUGAAGAGCAAGGUGGAAGGGGAUUUUAAGGCUGUGGGUGACGUUUUCCUUUUAAGUUGAGUCCUGGUGGAAAGUCUUGGGUUGAUUUGCGAUGCUUGCUCUUUUUAUUUCAUCCACAUUCCGUGGGUAAAUCAAAAGCUUUAUCCAUCGAAAGUGAGCCUGCGUCCACUUCCAAUGAAUAUUAGCGUCGUGUGAACUGCUGUGUCUUGAGACCCUGAGUACUUACAUCGCAAAGCACUAUUUGUCAAUCAGGAAGCCAUAAUGUGAGAGUAGCGCCACCACAUGAGCUCAGACGUGCUCAGGAGACAUGGUCUUGUAGUUUUUCAGUUGUGUUAAGAUUGUUUGAAAUGACAUUAGGACCAUUUUUUCAAGAUUUGCAUAUGCUGAGCACCCACUAAAACCAGCCAUGCCAUACCAAAAUGGACUUCCUUAUGAACUUAGCAGCAGAUUUCUGAUAUUAGCAUCAGUGUUAGCAUUAUCCUGUGUGAGAGGAGGCCAUGAUUCCACCAGUGUCGCUUUUAAAUCAUAGAUUACACACGAGUAACUGUUUGAGUGAAACUUUCGGUGUCUUCUUCAAGAUACAAAGCAUUGGUUUGGUGUUUUAAGGUAUGUUUAUGUUGAUUUAAAGUGUCGUUUGUUGUUCUGUCAGCGCUCAUUGUUCAGAAUCAGAUGUAAGCUUAGUUUAGUAACUACCUAUGCAACACCUAAGCAAGACCUUAGCAGCUCACACACACAAACUCACACACACACGAACAUAUGCCAUGUGCUCAGGCCAGCUGGCUGGUGUCUGUUUACCGGUGCUGUGUGUCCAGGGAGGGAAAAUGACACAGAUGCAGCUCCAUCAUCACAAGAGCCAGCGUUAUCUGCUGACCGUGUAGUUAGCAGCUGGUCCAAGUAGCUUGACGGUGCGACAGACGUGUGCAGCUGUAGUAGCCGUGUCGCUUUCUUUAGCGGUGCACUGAAUUCCCUCUCUCUUCUCGAUUAAUACGUCAGGCCUGUGUUAUGUUGUUUGCAACGUCUUUCUGCGUGGUUCACGGUGCGGGAAGACACUCAUGCACUUUUCGAGUUUUAUAUGUAAGCAUAUACUCAUCUCAGAAGGUUUGUAGGACAUUGUUGUAUGUGUGGUACUCGGUCCUCAUUUGCUGUCUGGUUAAGAUGACGUGUACCUCUCUGGUCGUUCAUAAAGUCCGAUUGGGUGGUGUUUUGGAGCAAUAAUGAUGGAGGGCCACCUUUUCUCCCACUGUCGUCAUUAGGAAUUGGGGGAUCAUCUCAUCCCUAAUAAGAAAUCCAGUGUGCCUGAAACUGUUCCCUGAAUGUGUACGCAAACCGGCCACAUCAAUUGAAGACGCUCUCUCUGCGAAUGCUUCCCACGAGAGCUCGUCUUUGCGUGAAUGCGACCGCAAACCCCUCCAGAUGGCUGACAGCUCAACAUACCUUUACUUGAAACCCAAAUGCAAAACAUAUCAGAGAGGAGCAGAACAAAGCCAGAAUCAGUCUUCACGCUUUCUCAGCUUCCUGUUUGCAUCCCCUCCGCAUCCCCUCCCCGCUCUCAUCUGUUCCCUCUCCUUCUCUAUUUUUGAGGAAGAAGCUUUUUUGCAUCCCUUGUUCUUGUGUUUUUCUAUCAUAUCGUUUGAAGUUGAAUUAUAAUGCAUGCAUGGAAUACAAUGAGGACAUAACUUGUGAAUAAUUUGUGAAUGGCCAGAAUGAGGUAACCAUCUCUUUCGCCUGGGCUCUCUACGCUGCGACUUCUCUUUCUGAGACACUUAGAGAGGAGGAAAGAGCAUUCGUUGUUUCUGGUUUCCCUCACAUUCCUUUUUCUUCAAGAUGUAGCCAUGCCAAAUAUAAGUUGUGGCUAUACGCUAGCCAUUCCGAAAGACUCUUGUUUAAUUUACAUAUUUAUAUAUUGUUUUUAAGAUGAUAUUUAUCUGUAUAUAUUUGUAGUGAAUAUUCAUCAGAGCUUCCAGACUCAGAGCUGAACAGAUGCAGCAGUUGUGAGGGCAAAGCAGCCUGCGUGUGUCUGGUGUAGUUUGUACCCAAUAUGCACUACCUGUCCUUUUCUACUUUAGUUACUUUAUGUAGCUUGUUUUAAGGGGGAAUUCAUUGCACUAUCACAGCUGAUGGAGCUGCUGUGUCUACUGCUGAGCGCAAGCCUAACCAUACACCCCCACUAAGUUAAGAAACAGGGACAGAGAGAAAGAGAGAGAGUUAGAAAGAGAGGCCAGUGAGAAAGAGAAGGUUCCUAAAAGAAAUGGAUGAGUUCUAUGCUACUAAGAUUGAUGCUGGAUACAAUUUUAUUGUCAUACAAAAAAAGGGAAAAAAAUAUGAAGAACUGUAUAAAAUAUAUUUCAAUGGAAUGUUUAUUAUUUACCUUUUAUAUUUUUGAAAUGUAUAAAGAAAAAAAAUUAAUAAACUGUAAUAAUUUAACAGAGUUUGUGAAAACUGAGACUUAAAAAUGUUAUAUUACUAAAAGUAUGGAAGUUUGAACGUGAAUGCUAACCUACCUGAUCAAAUCUUCUCCAUUACAGAUAGGAAAAAAAUUAAAACAAUUAGAAAAAUGAAAUCCAAUUUAAAAAGAAAAAGUUAUCAAAAAGUCAAUAAAAAUGUUAAAAGCUCAUGCCAAAAUUUUCAA
Labeo rohita (rohu) is the source of this 12005-nucleotide messenger RNA. RefSeq names its product potassium voltage-gated channel, Shaw-related subfamily, member 3a (gene kcnc3a). The record is from RefSeq and is a predicted model, not a curated record. Gene Ontology annotation, cellular component: axon; dendrite membrane; neuronal cell body membrane. The transcript has 7 exons. Lineage: Eukaryota; Metazoa; Chordata; Actinopteri; Cypriniformes; Cyprinidae. Gene Ontology annotation, biological process: potassium ion transmembrane transport; protein homooligomerization. Gene Ontology annotation, molecular function: protein binding; delayed rectifier potassium channel activity. The coding region runs from base 829 to 2952 and encodes 707 amino acids.